AACAUUUGAUACAUUCUUUCGUCCGAAUUCUUUAUGUUUAUUAUAAAUAAGUUUACUGGAUUGUUUAAAUAGCAAACAAGUUUAUGAAAUAUGAUAUUUAAACUGAACGAUUAGCUAAAAAAUCUUACGUUGCCAAUUCAGUUUUCAGUGGUUAAAGUAAUAAACCUAAGGAAUUAAUAUAUUAAUGACAUAUUUUGUGAAAUUGAUACAUUUGACAUUUUAAACAGUUAAAAAGUUGUGAAAGAAAGAGAAGAGUAUAUAUUGUGGAUUUUUAUUCGAGUUUUCACAUAUGAAUUUGAAAUUUUAUAAAACUUACUUUAUUUGGAUAACAGUUCUGCUGUUAUCAGUUUUACACGUAACGUCAAGCAGUGACGAUGUAUUAUCGUCAGACCUUCAUGACAAACUAUUUGGGAACUACAAGACCGACUUAUUGCCAGUUUGUCGCUCGGGACCAAGAGUUGUUAAUGUCAGCUUAAAUUUAGCCCUCAGACAAAUCAUUAACCUGGACGAAAAAGAUCAAGUACUGAAAACGAAUGUUUGGGUCCGGAUGGGCUGGACUGACUGCCGAUUGAAAUGGAACAGCUCAGAGUACGACGAGGUUGGCCAUCUGCGGGUACCAUACGGUGCUGUCUGGACACCCGAUUUAGCACUUUAUGACAGUUCUGCUGAAGAGGUUAUGAUGCCAGGCUUCAACGAAUAUAGAGCUCAGAUAUCCAACAAUGGAAGGGUUCAAUAUAAUUUUCCAACGGUAUUAAAUAGCGUCUGCCGGGUGACAGUCACAUAUUUCCCGUUUGACACGCAGUCGUGUGGUCUAAAGUUUGGGUCAUGGUCACACUCGCAGUUAGACAUGGACUUUUACCCAGUUUCUCCAUCUGGUAGGAAUGGCGACCUGGAUGACUUUAUAACCAACAACGAAUGGGUGGUUAGCGAGAUAGUAGCGGAUAGGACCGUGAAAAUGUACACAGAGCCGUACACCGAUAUCAAUUACAUCAUUAUAAUGACAAGGAGGUCAGACUUCUUCGUGAUGACCAUGAUGUUUCCCUGUAUCCUGGUAACUGCCAUAGCCGCAAUUGGUUUUCUGUUGCCGUCAGAGAGUGGAGAAAAGGUUUCAUUAGAGGUUACCGUGUUGCUAUCUCAAGCUGUAUUUUUGCUAGUAAUUUCUGAUUUCUUACCACCGUCAGCAGACAACUUCCCUAUUCUCGGUUUAUAUUUUGCGGUAUCCAUGUUGCUGGUUAGUUUAUCUCUAGUGAUGUCAGUGCUCGUUCUGAACGUACAUCAUAGAGGUGACAUCAAAGGUAAAAAGGUGCCAAAAUGGACAAGGAAAUACCUUCUACGAAAUCCGAAAAACUGUUGUUCUAAAAGCGAGUAUGAGCUUGAGAGUAAUGCGUCAGCAGACAACAGACAUAAUAGUCAGUUCACAAACAUAGAAGAAACAGAUAUAGACUCUGGUAUUAGAGAAAAUGGAAUGAGGCCUACUAUGAAUCACACAUCUCGUCCAUUGAAUACCACAAACCCUCAUUCAAGAUGGUCACGGCUUGCCUCCAUUCCACAAUUAGCCAUUGAUAAGGAUAGUAACAACACUAACAUUUCUGAACUUCUUUUACGGGAGCAGAACAGGACUUUAGAGCACAUACAGAAACACUUUGUACAUACAGACGACACUGACGAUGAGAGGGAAGAUUGGCAGACACUAGCCAGAAUCCUUGACAGAAUCUUUUUGCUGCUUUAUAUUUUAUGUUUUGCAAUAGUGACCACAGUAUUUGUUCUCAAACUGACUUCAGAUCCAGAUUGAAAUGAUUCGGUGAAGAUAAUCCAUGCUUUCAAAAGUCAUUUUUCCGUGCAAUACUAAACAUGACAAGAUGUUAAAUGAGAAAAUUUGUGCGAGUAUUAACGCGUUGAGAACCGUCCCAGUUUGCAGAGUUUAACGCUAAAAUGUCUUCUGUUACGCCCAGUUUUUAAGCGUAGGAGAUGGCAUUAAUCAAUGAGUAUUUCAGUGAUAUGUGAAGGUCUACACGGAUUCCAUAAAUGAAAAAUUUGCCGUUGCAGAUUAACUAGUAGACUGGCUUGAAUUGUAUUCGUGUAAUAAGCAUUAUUAGUACCGUGCAGUAUCAUGCUAGAAUUACUGUUUAACACUUUUUUUUUUCGCAAUAUUUUUUUAUAUUCUCUAAUAUUCGUCGUAAAUUCAAAAUGUUUUACGAAUUAACUUCAGUGUGUACAUGGUAUACUUGGUUUUUGUGAGUCUACCAUUUCGCGAAGGCAUAAAAAGACUAAUUACACCAAAAUUCGCUGACACACACUUCACGCAGAUUUAAAGUGUUUUACAGUAAAUACAUCAUGAUAUCGAAAACUGCAGGUCAUAUUAUAAUGGACAUUACGAAACGAACCAUACUAGACUUCUGAAAUGGACAGAUACUCCAUGUAUACAGUAUAGUGUCGUAUGUAGUAUUUAGGUGGCAAAGCUGCCGCAUUUCACAUGUUAUAAGAAACAUGUCGGUGACACAUAUAGUCAGUUCAACUGACUCGAAGUAUAUAUUGUCAAUAAAUUAUGCCAAAAAUGAAUUUUGUCAAUGAAAAUAAUAAAAUGAAUCUAAUUCGAAAA
Molecule: messenger RNA, 2599 nt
Organism: Mercenaria mercenaria
Lineage: Eukaryota; Metazoa; Mollusca; Bivalvia; Venerida; Veneridae
Product: neuronal acetylcholine receptor subunit alpha-10-like
Exons: 9
Coding region: 290-1792 (500 amino acids)
Biological process (GO): regulation of membrane potential; nervous system process; monoatomic ion transmembrane transport
Cellular component (GO): postsynaptic membrane; synapse; neuron projection
Molecular function (GO): acetylcholine-gated monoatomic cation-selective channel activity; transmembrane signaling receptor activity
Source: RefSeq, a predicted model, not a curated record